GGUGAGGCGGCGGGGCCCGGCGCCAUGGAUCGCAACCCCUCGCCGCCCUCCAGCGAGGCGGAGGAGGAGAGCGACGCGGUGGGCAGCACGGUGUACAGCAAGCAUUGGCUCUUCAGCAUCCUUACGCGCCUCAUCGAGCUCAUCAGCCCCGAGAAGUCCGAGCCCAGCGGGAACCCCGAGGGGAUCCAGACGGAGCUGGACGAAGAGAUGGAGAACGACAUCUGCAAGGUGUGGGACAUGUCCAUGGAUGAGGAUGUUGCUUUGUUUCUUCAGGAGUUCAAUGCCCCUGAUAUAUUCAUGGGAGUUUUUGCCAAAUCCAAGUGUCCUCGUCUGACCGAGAUCUGUGUGGGAAUACUGGGAAAUAUGGCCUGUUUCCAAGACAUUUGCCUGUCCAUUAGUAAAGAUGAGAAUCUCGGCCAAGUGUUACUGCAGCGUUUGUGUGAUUCGGACUCUCCAACUCUCCUGGAAACAAGCAGGUUGUUGCUGACUUGCCUCUCCCAACCUGAGGUGGCCAACAUUUGGGUUGAGAGGAUCCGAGACAGCCCUUCAGUGUAUGACUGUGUUUGCUUUAUCAUGUCAAGCUCUACAAAUGUUGAAUUGCUGGUAAAAGUGGGUGAAGUGGUGGACAAACUCUUUGAUCUGGAUGAAGAGCUGAUGUUAAACUGGAUUAAAAGUGGCACUUGUCAGUCUGUGGGACCCUCUACAGAUGACUCCCCUGAAGAGCUUCCAGAUUUUAAAAUUGUGCCUUGUAUACUUGAAGCAGCCAAACAAGUCCGCUCAGAUAGUCCAGAAGGACUUGAUGUUUAUAUGCAUAUCUUGCAGCUCCUCACUACGGUGGACGAGGGCAUACAGGCUAUUGUGCAGGCUCCUGAUGGAGGAAAAGAGACCUGGGCUUUACUUUAUGACCUGAUUUGCCAUGAGCUCUGCCAGCCGGAUGAUCCACCAAUCAUUGUGCAGGAGCAGAAGACGGUAUUGGCCUCUAUUUUGUCCGUGCUGUCUGCCAUAUUUGCUUCACAGACAGAACAAGAAUACAUCAAGAUGAGGAAAAAUAUGCCUCUGAUUGGGAGCUUGAUUCGUAUCUUACAAUACAUGGAGGGCUGUGGGAAGAGAUCUGUUGAUAACUCAAAGGAAUCUGAACAAGAAGAAAGCGGAAAGGCCGAACUGAAGGAGGAAGAUUUUCAUUUGAAAAUUUUGAAGGAUAUUUGUUGUGAAUUACUUUCCAAUAUGUUUCAAGAACUGACCAAGGAAAAUACAUUAGAAGGACUAAACCAGGGACAUCUAAAUGAACAGACGUGUUCCUGCGCGUUCCAGAACCUCCUGCCCCUGUAUUUCACAUCAGUGGAGAGUUUCCUUGAAGUUCUGCGUGAGGCUGAUGGAACACUUGCUGAGAAUCUUGAAAAACGUUUCCCGAGCCUGAAGGUCCCUACCUAAGAGAGCAUACAUGAAAUACUUUUCCUUUUUUGGAAUGAAGAUUUUUUGACUGUUUGCUACAGUGUUUCAGAAAUCAGUUUUUCAGUACAUGUGGAAGAAUGGGGCAACUUCCUUACCAGCAGGUGGCUUUUAAGAAAUGUAGCCCUGAUUAAAUUAGGUAUCAUCUGGUCUGCAUGGUGAAGGAAAUUAUUUGGAGUUUGGUUCUGCAUCUUCCAUCCUGUUUGCUCUGGUGAUGAAAGACUGUUCACUUCUUGUUGAUCCUGUGCAGAAUAGUGUUGUUUGGAUGACUCUUGGUCCUGUGCUUUUCAACUUACAUUGAGACAGCAAAAUUAACUAAAUACACUGAGUUGUUCCUAACGUGAUGCUGGCAUUUUCCAAGUUGCUGCUGGCAGCAGAAAAAUGAACUAGUGGGAGAUCUCAGAUGUCUUUUAGCUAAGCAUUUUCAUGCACCUGAUGAACACAGAGUUAAGUUACACAGAGAAGAGUCGUCUUUUCUUCUUAUUAUUACAGUACCUUGGACAGGUAUUGUAACAAAUGUUUCAUCCUGCACCUUCAAAAUCUUUACGUGUCUUAUACUGAAGCCUCUCUUGCACUGCAGCACUGAGUCGUGACCUGCAGGUCCCAUGCAUUUCAAAGGAUGGAGAAUGUGCUUUCCGAAGGUGUGUCCUCUGUGAAGGACAUCAGAAAUGCCUUGUGAGCCUGGCUUUUCAGGGGAGUUAAGGUGUUAGAUCACUUGCAGUCAGUGAAUUCAGUGUACAGACUCUUCGAAGAAUCAUGCUUUUGAUUACUUCCUUUUUUAACUGCGUUACCUUUUCACAUUCCUGCAUGCAGUGCAGCUAACGUUCUUUUCUGCAUGAGCAACACAUCAGCUUCAGGUGUUUCUUUAAAUUGGAGAGGAAAACAAUUGGUCUUCAUCAGAUUUAGGAUGUAAAGAGAAGUAGAAACCAGAGCAUAGAGAAUAACAGUACCAUUGUACACACAUUACCCAACACUCCGGGUUUUUAUAGGCUUUUAAAUAUUGUGCUGGGCCAUGUUUUGUUUGCCCCAAGUUAUACGUAGACAUGGCAAGUAUAGUAUCUGUAGAUGUAUACAGCCUUUCCACCCAACUUCAAGUUUUCAAAAGAAAGUACAUUUUAACCUUUUCCUUGGGCUGCCAGCAACUUCUGUUGGUGUGGGAUGCGGAAUUAAAAAGUCUUGAUUUGUGUUACCAAAAAGAAUUGCAGUGGUUUCUAUCAAUUUUUGUAUGCUGUGUUUAUUGGAGAAAACUGGUAACUGUGAAUAGGAUGACAGCAUUUUUCAUACUACUUUGACAGUUUUUGGGUAUUUUCUUAAACCUUCAGAUUUGUAAUAAAGUUUCUUUUUUAUAAAAAGAAA
Molecule: messenger RNA, 2805 nt
Organism: Gallus gallus (chicken)
Lineage: Eukaryota; Metazoa; Chordata; Aves; Galliformes; Phasianidae
Gene: SAAL1
Product: serum amyloid A like 1
Exons: 12
Coding region: 25-1431 (468 amino acids)
Source: RefSeq, marked validated